Messenger RNA from Chenopodium quinoa (quinoa), 3804 nucleotides. Its product is annotated as E3 ubiquitin ligase PARAQUAT TOLERANCE 3-like. The record is from RefSeq and is a predicted model, not a curated record. Gene Ontology annotation, biological process: ubiquitin-dependent protein catabolic process; protein ubiquitination; mRNA processing. Gene Ontology annotation, molecular function: zinc ion binding; ubiquitin protein ligase activity. Gene Ontology annotation, cellular component: nucleus. The coding region runs from base 896 to 3610 and encodes 904 amino acids. The transcript is spliced from 15 exons. Lineage: Eukaryota; Viridiplantae; Streptophyta; Magnoliopsida; Caryophyllales; Amaranthaceae.
CUUUAACAUCAGUCCAUAGUAUAAAUGGCGACACAUAACCACAUUAUCUCAAGUUUGGGCGUAAAAUCGUAAACGUACCCUUUAUUUUUCUCCUCAUUUUCCCCAAACUUCUCUCUCGUUUUCUGCAAUUCUGUGAACCCAAACCCUAACCCUAAUUCCUAUCCUUCUCUCAAAUUUCAAUCUUCUUUAUCCAAUUUUAUCACUGAUACUCCUCCAAUCAACUUGUUCUACCAUCCGAUUCUCCUGUGUUGUUCUCCAAAUCGCAGUGUUCCGGUGGAUUUUUGCUGAAGAUUUCUCUAGUUCGUCGCUUAGUCGCUGAAUCUAAGAACUUUCGAUUUCUGGGCUAUUUGUAGCAAUUUAUCGGGAAAAAAGCUGUUUCAUCUGUUAUCGGAGGUUCUUGCGGCGGUGAUGUUGCGAUUUUCGGGGUUUGUGAAAAGUCGGUGUCUUCGGUGUUGAGGAUUUCUCCUUUUUAAUGAAGGAAUUCUGGAUUUCUGGCUUCGAUCUGUGAGAUCGUAUCAUUUCGGUUCAAUCUAUGAUUGAUUGGAUUCAAUAUCAUCCGAUUGAUCUUCUUUGAAGCUUAAUUUUGCUUCUAUUGAAGUGUUACGAUUCAGAAUUCGAGAAUUCAGCUAUCAGAGCGGCGGCGGCGGCUUUCGAAGGACUUCGCAGCGAAGAAGUGUACUAGGAGAGGAAUUGAUGGCGGCAAAGAGAUAAAAUUUUUACUUUGUACUUUGUUAUAUUUGAGUUUGAAGUUCAAUUAGAGGCCUUUAUUUUUAAAUUUGAAGGCCUCAUAAUAUCCGUAGUUAGGGUUUUUGAUUGCAUUUUUGUGCGAUAUAAUUUUGUUCGAUUGAUUGAUUUCUUUUUGAAGGAAAGAAAAGUGAAAAAAAAAAAAUUAAUUAUGGCAGUUUAUUAUAAGUUUAAAAGUGCUAAAGAUUACGACUCAAUUUCAAUCGACGGUCAUUUCAUAUCGGUUGCCAAUUUAAAAGAAAGAAUUUUUGAAUCAAAGCAUUUGGGAAGGGGUACUGAUUUUGACCUCGUUGUUACCAACGCUCAAACCAAUGAAGAGUAUCUAGAUGAAGCAAUGUUGAUUCCAAAAAACACUUCUGUUCUAAUACGCCGGGUACCAGGACGUCCUCGCAUGCCCAUUGUUACACAACCGGACGAGCCAAAGGUGGAGGAUAAGGUUGAGAAUGAGCAACAUGCAAAAAACUACUUUGCUGCUGAUUCUUCAGGGUUUGGAGAUUUUGAAGCUUCAGAACUGGAUGAUGAAUUUGGAAAUGAUCUGUAUGCAACAAUACCUGAGAUGACACCAGGACAAUCAGGCAAUCCGAUGCAGGAUUUAGUUCCUGCUAGUAAAGCUGAUGAGGACAGCAAGCUUAAGGCUUUAAUUGAAAAUUCUAGUUUUGACUGGCAGCGUCAACCUGGUGAUGGUUUUGGCACUGGGAGAGGAUUUGGAAGAGGUGGGAGGGGGGGUGGUCGAGGUUUUGGUCGAGGUGGUAUGGAGAGGAAAACACCUCCACAAGGCUAUAUCUGUCACAGGUGUAAGGUUCCUGGUCAUUUUAUUCAACACUGCCCAACAAAUGGUGACCCUAAUUUUGACAUCAGGAAAGUGAAACCUCCUACUGGCAUUCCCAAGUCAAUGCUUGUAGCUACACCGGAUGGCUCCUAUGCAUUGCCAAGUGGCACAUCUGCUGUGUUGAAACCAAAUGAGGCUGCAUUUGAGAGAGAAAUUGAAGGUCUACCUUCUACUCGUUCUGUUGGAGAUCUUCCACCAGAGCUCCAUUGCCCGCUGUGCAAGGAAGUGAUGAAGGAUGCCGUGUUAACCAGCAAAUGUUGUUUCAAUAGUUUCUGUGAUAAAUGUAUUAGGGACUUUAUUAUCUCAAAGUCUAUAUGUGUCUGUGGGACAAGAGAUAUACUUGCAGAUGAUCUUCUGCCAAAUAAGACACUCCGGGAUACCAUUAACCGUAUAUUGGAGUCUGGUAAUAGUAGCGCAGACAAUGGAGGGAGUGCUCUCCAUGUUCAAGAUAUGGAGUCUGCUCGCUGCCCGCAGCCUAGGAUUCCAUCACCUACUCAAUCUGCUGCCUCAAAAGGGGAGCAAAUGCUUCCUCCACGUACUGAAGGAACUUCAAAUUUGAAAGAGAGUGUGGAAGGUAUUAAGCCUAGCCAUGCUUCCCAGUCGCAACUACAGCAGCAUAACUCAGAAAGAGACAAGAUUACAAAAGUUCCAGAUGUGUCUGAAGCUACUCAUGAGUCGGCUAGUGUGAAGGAACCUGUGUCACAGGGUAGUGUUUUACCUGUUGAGGAAGAAGUUCAACAAAAGGUGGCUGUUGGUGAAGCAGUAAAGAAAAAGAAGAAGAAGAAGAAGAUGCCUAUGCCUGGAAAUGCUCCAGACAUGCAAUGGAUGGGCAUGCCUCCUGGGAUGGAUGGAUACAUGGGCCCUAAUGGCUUCAAUCCCUGUUGGCCUGGCAUGCAGCCUGCAAUGGAUGGAUUCAUGGGCCCAUUUGGUGGACAUGGUGGUAACUUGCCUUACAAUAUGGGUUAUGGUCCAGGGCCUAUGGAUAUGCCUUUCGGGAAUGUUUUCCCUCCUGAUCCUUUUGGGAACGUUAUGCCUCCAGACCAUUUUGGAGCACAAGGGUUCAUGAUGCCCGGAAUGCCCCCGAUGUUUCCUCCUCCUCAAAGGGAUCUUGCAGCAGAAUUUGGAAUGGGCAUGAAUGUCAGGCCACCUUUGAUGAGUCGGGAAGAAUUUGAGGCUCGGAAGGCUGAAGUAAGAAGAAAGCGAGAAAUGGAGAGACGGGUUGAGAGUAGGGAACUUCCCAGAGAUCGUGAUUAUAGCAGAGAAGUAAGCAGCAGCGCCAACCCCCCACCCAUGAAGUCAAAACCUAUGCAGAGGCCUCCACCAGCCAGCAGGUCCCCAAGUGAAGACCGUUAUGAUAGUCUCCGGGACCGGGAGAGGGAGAGGGAGAGAGCGAGGACAAGGGAAAGGGCUUCUGUCGAUCGUGAUCGGGAACAUGACCGGGAUCGUGACCAUGAGAGCCACCAGCGACGGACUUCCCACAGUCACAGAUCUGAACGGGCUUCACCUGACAGAACCAAACGUGAUGUGGAAGUCCCUCGUCCGACCCUGAAAAGAAAAUCUGAACACCAUGAGCGUGAUCACAACCAUGAACGGGAGCGCGAUCACCGUGACCACCGUGAGCGUGACCAUAAAUCUGAACGCCAUUCGAAGCUGUCCUCUAAGCCACCAUCUUCGGUAGAUGUGGUUCAACAGUCAUUAGACAAGAAACAUAAGGCAAGUGUGUUCUCGAGAAUAAGCUUCCCGGAUGAGGAGGUUACCAAAAAGCAAAAGGUUUCUGCUGAGCCCAAGCCUAAGCCCAUUAGCAAGGACCAUGAUGCCCACCAUCAUAAGGCAGUGGCAUCAUCAUCUACAGCAAAUGGGCACCAUCAUGAUGCAGGGAAGAAGAGUGUGGCAGCGGCAGCUAUGGAUUAUGAGUCGAGUGAUGAUGAGCGACAUUUUAAGAGGAAGCCUUCAAGGUAUGAGCCAUCACCCCCACGCCGAGAGGAGUGGAUGAGUGUAGAUGAGGAAGAUGGUAGGCGGCAUCGUAAGCACCGGUAGAAUUAAUACUAGGGAACUGAUAUUGUGAGGUUGAAAGAGGAUCAAUUUUCCCUGUUUGGGCAAAUCACUCAUCACUGUAAUCUUUUGUUUUUCUAAACUUUGAUUUGAUGAUUUUUUUAAUAAAAUUGUACCUUUCCCAUCUUCAUUCUUUCUAUCAAAUAUCAAUGAAAUCCACGCAAUUUACAUACAAAGUA